Molecule: messenger RNA, 2241 nt
Organism: Epithele typhae
Lineage: Eukaryota; Fungi; Basidiomycota; Agaricomycetes; Polyporales; Epitheliaceae
Product: TrkH-domain-containing protein
Exons: 14
Coding region: 1-2241 (746 amino acids)
Biological process (GO): potassium ion import across plasma membrane; intracellular potassium ion homeostasis
Cellular component (GO): plasma membrane
Molecular function (GO): high-affinity potassium ion transmembrane transporter activity
Source: RefSeq, a predicted model, not a curated record
AUGGUGAACCUAUCGCCGAUAGAGCGACAUCUUAACUUCUACCGGAUUCACCUCCUCGCAUUCAUCGUUCUUCCGCUCCUCUGGGCAGUCGUCUUCUGGGCCUGCAACGGCGCAUUUCCCGUCGCCUUCAUCGACUCUCUUUAUGUCUGCAUCAGCGCCGCCACUGGCACCGGCCUUCUCACCCUCGACCUCAGUGGUCUCACCGCAUGGCAGCAGGUGCUCAUCGUACUCAUCGAAAUCGUUGGCAACCAGGCAUUCGUUGCGUGGGUUGUCGUAGUCGUGAGGAGAUCGUACUUCAGACAGAGGCUCCGCCACAUCGUCGAGGCCGAGAUGAAGAGAACAUCUACCAUCGAACAUUCGCAAGACGUCCCUUCUUCUACGCGACAUAUCAGAGAGACUCUGAAAAGACUGAAAUUCAAGCAAGAAGAGAUGGAACGAGCCUCUCGUGAAAACUCCAAGCUUCCCCAGGCUCCCAAAAGCGUCGUUCGUGCAGAUAUGAUCCGCAGACUAGAUGUCGCGCCCCGGCCUAUCGACCCUAUGGCGUCCAUGCCCACUCCUUCCCCGUUGACCGCGGAUACUUCGCCGAGACAACAGGGAUCGACAUGGCCCACCGCUCCCUCAGUCGGCGCUCGCAGCCCUCAGGCUCAGGACACGUCGCUCCCCGGUCCCGCCUGUCGCCAGCGCCGCUUCCUCAGAGGACAGCUUCGGCGGGUUUCCGAACGUGGUCGAGCUCGCCUCGAGACUCCUGCGCCGGGUCGCUCCUCGCGCGGCCCGCAAGCUACAGCGCACGCUCACGAUGCCCGCGCGGAGACGUUGGUCCCUACCGGCGGCGGCGCGGCGCUGACACCAGAAGGCCCGGUAAAGUCGGUGCCGUACCUGAGCUUCAGCGCGACCGUGCGGCGCAAUUCUGCCUUCUAUGGCCUCACUGCGGAGAACAUCGAAGAGCUUGGAGGGGUCGAGUACCGCGCGCUCAGCGCGCUUCUGUGGAUAAUCCCUGUGUACUACUUCGGGAUCUUGGCGGUCUCGUUCAUCAUAAUCGCGCCGUACAUGUCCCUGCCAGAGUGGGAGAGCAACUUCCAUCCGCCUCUGCAACAUCGUGUCAUCAACCCAGUCUGGUUCUCCGCGUUCCAAGUGAUCGGCGCGUGGGCAAAUACAGGCAGGGCCACUUCUGUUCAGUCAGGAAAUACGUGGAUAUCGCUCGUCGACCAGAAUGUAGUCCCCUUUCAGACGGCGUACAUCUUCAUCCUCGUCCUCGUCUUUUGUGUUCUGGCCGGCAACACAUGCCUCCCCGUCUUCUGGACGCUAUGGAAACUCCCCGGCCCGGCCCGGUACAAGGAGGCCCUGCAUUUCCUGCUCGACCACCCGCGCCGAUGCACGAUCUACCUCUUCCCCGCCCGCCAGACGUGGCUCCUCAUCGGCACGAUCAUGGUUCUCAACCUCACGAACCUGCUCUUCGACCUCGUGCUCAACAUCGGGAACCCGGCCACGGAGGCGCUGCCCUUCGGGGUGCGCUUCAUCGACGCCGUCCUCCUCGCCGCCGCGUGCCGCAACGCCGGGUACCAGCCUGUGUCCGUGGCGGCGCUCGUGCCUGCAGUGCAGGUGCUCUUCGUGGUCAUGAUGUACAUCGCCAUAUACCCGAUCGCGAUGAGCGUGCGCGCGACGAACGUGUACGAGCAGAAGUCGCUCGGCGUGUACGAGCAGGUGCCGGAGGACGACGAGAUCGACGACGACGAGCACUGGAACCGGCCCACCGAGUCGCGCGUCGCGAUCUGGGGCAAGUACCUCCUCCGGCACGCGCGCAGGCAGCUUUCCUUCGUGUUCGAGCUCGUCUCCGCGUACGGCACCGAAAACUUCGCGCUCUCCGGCGGGAUGCACGUCCUCUCCAAGCUCGUCGUCUGCGCCGUCAUGAUCCGCGGCCGGCACCGCGGCCUCCCCGUCGCGCUCGACCGCGCCGUCCUCUUCCCCUCCGACUUCCUCCCCACGCGCGCCACCGGCCCCUCCGAGCCCGAGAAGCCGCCCGUCGCCGCGGAGGAGGCGGAGGCGGAGGUCGAGGCGGGCGAGGUCGUCGGCCCGCUGCGGGACGCGCCGGCGCUCGCGGCGAAGAUGCGGAUGCGCGCGCGCACGGUGAGCCUCGUCGUCGCGGAGGAGCGCCGGGCGCCGGGCGCGGGGGCGGGGGUGAACGUACCUGACCCGGGCGGGGUGGCGCGCGCGGAUGGAGGGGUGUCGGUGGGGAGCGUGUAA